GGUCAGCUUUGGUAAAGUUCCAAUGGAAAUGCGUCUUCCUAUUCGGUGCCCUAUUAAACGAGACUUUUUAUCAGGAAUUCAGAUUGAAUUUAAGCAGUCCCCUCAUCAGAGAAGUUUAAGGGCCAGAUUAUACUGGCUUCAGGUUGAUAAUCAGUUACCAGGCACAAUGUUCCCUGUUGUAUUUCAUCCAGUGGCUCCUCCAAAAUCUAUUGCCUUGGAUUCAGAACCCAAACCUUUCAUUGAUGUGAGUGUGAUCACAAGAUUUAAUGAAUACAGUAAAGUCUUACAGUUCAAAUAUUUUAUGGUUCUCAUUCAGGAAAUGGCCUUGAAAGUUGAUCAGGGGUUUCUUGGAGCUGUUAUUGCACUGUUUACCCCAACAACUGACCCUGAAUCUGAGAGAAAGCGGACGAAGUUAAUUCAACAAGAUAUUGAUGCUCUGAACACAGAAUUAAUGGAGUCGUCAAUGACUGAUAUGUCAAUUCUUAGUUUCUUUGAACAUUUUCAUAUUUCUCCUGUUAAGGUUUGUUAUAAUUAUUAUAUAGAAAAUUGACUAUAAUUGCCUCAGAAUUUUUAAAGGGUCUCUAUACAAAUGUAACUUUAUUUGUUACAUCAGAUAUUUGAUGAGAAUUUGUUUGACUAAUUGUAGCAAUUAAGACAGUCCUAUGUAACAUAUGCACAGCCAUAAUUCCCAGAGAGAAACUACCAGAGCAUGUUCUCUAGUCUUGAAUUAAUAACCCCUUUACUCAAGGAAGAAGCUGACAAAGGCAUUUCUUAAUUAAGCGUAGAAGUGCUCCUCAACGUUUAAUGUUUUGGUUGCACUUUGUAACAACUAUCACUGUCUAAACAGAGAGCUAUAAUGGGUGCCCCAGCCAGAGUGUGAAAGCGCUGAAGUAGGUACUGUACUGUUAAUGUGGUGUUUUCCCUUCUAAAUCUGUGUGUAACUAAGGGAGUGGAAAAUGGAAUACCUUUCACUUCCCUGAUCUUGUACUUUAUGAACCCAAUUCCUUUUCCCCUUUUGUUGUUCUUUUUAGCUCUUUCAGGCGAAGGUGACUGCUUAGUAAAUUCACAAAUGCUAUCAACUAUAAUGGGCUGAACUUGUGUAAUGGGCCAGAUUUAGAUUUAAGUAACUCCCUAAAAUACUGAUGAUCCUUUACAUUCUCAAAAACUGUUCACAGCACUUUAAUUUCAGUUGUAUUUGCCAGUCUAUUCAGUUAACAGAGAGAAAUUAUAAAAUAGAAUUAUUAUUUUAAAUUGAUAUAUUAGUUUAGUGGCAUUAAAUUUAAAGUUGUUUUGUGAGAUAAAUUAUAUACAGUUUCAUUCUAAUUAGUAAGUGGAAAUCAGUUAUUAAUGGGAUUAAGCAAUACCUUCAACAAAAAUUUACUGAACACCUAUUUCAAAAUUGCUUGUAGGAACAAAACAGUUCAUGGAAUUUAUAAUCUAGGGGAGACCAAAGACGGAUAAUUUACCACCUCAUAUUCUUAGGCACCAUAGAAAUUAUGCCAUGAAGUUAAACACUGAAGACCAUGAGCAAGUUUAUUUUCUUCUUU
Nannospalax galili (Upper Galilee mountains blind mole rat) is the source of this 1547-nucleotide messenger RNA. Its product is annotated as vacuolar protein sorting-associated protein 13C-like. The coding region runs from base 23 to 550 and encodes 175 amino acids. The transcript is spliced from 5 exons. Gene Ontology annotation, biological process: protein retention in Golgi apparatus; mitochondrion organization; protein targeting to vacuole. The record is from RefSeq and is a predicted model, not a curated record. NCBI's taxonomy places the organism in Eukaryota, Metazoa, Chordata, Mammalia, Rodentia, Spalacidae. Gene Ontology annotation, cellular component: extrinsic component of membrane.